Messenger RNA from Prunus mume (Japanese apricot), 2230 nucleotides. Its product is annotated as Concanavalin A-like lectin protein kinase family protein. The record is from RefSeq and is a predicted model, not a curated record. Lineage: Eukaryota; Viridiplantae; Streptophyta; Magnoliopsida; Rosales; Rosaceae. Gene Ontology annotation, molecular function: carbohydrate binding; ATP binding; protein kinase activity. Gene Ontology annotation, biological process: protein phosphorylation.
GCAUUCACAGAAAUUCAGACACAAAGAAGGGAGGAAAAUCUUGGUACUUUAUCACUAUUUCCCUUUUCUUUUCCGAGAAAGUUUCUGCAUUUUUUCCCGAGAAAGUUGCUAUGUUCCCGUUUGGUUUACAGUAAUGCAUUCAUCUCAUCCAUUUCUCAUCUGGGUCCUUUUCUUUCUCUUCGUUAACCUCACAUGCCCUUCAAUUUCUGUCCCAUUCUCGCCUGCUACAAACAAUGUCACGCUCUCAGGUGACGCUUACAUCAACAACAAUGCCAUUAGCCUCACUCAAGAACUCACCACCUGCCCCUCUUCUUCUUCUUCUACCACUACUUCUGGGAUUGGAAGAGCCUUCUAUGCCUACCCAAUCCGGUUUCUUGAUUCUAAAACCAAUGUCACUGCUUCUUUCUUGUGCCGCUUCUCUUUCUCAAUCACACCAAGUUCCCAAUUGUGUUCUUGUGGAGAUGGCAUUGCCUUUGUCAUCACCCCUGAUGUGGAUUCUCUCAGUUCCUCUAGAGGGUACAUGGGCCUUCCAGAGACAAUGUCAACUUCAAAAGAAUCAUUCUUUGCUGUGGAAUUUGAUACCAGAUUUGACCCUAUGGUUGGUGACAUCAAUGGGAAUCAUAUUGGCAUUGAUAUAAACACAGUUGUUUCUGUAGCUUCUGUUGAUGUUGUUUCAAGAGGAAUUGAUUUGACAAGUGGGAGAGAGAUUACUGCUUGGAUUGAGUACAGAGAUGCAAUCAAGAUGAUCCGGGUUUGGGUCGGGUAUUCGUCAACUAGGCCUCCAACUCCUCUCCUUGUUGCUCAGAUUGAUCUCUCCAAGCAAUUCAAGGAGUUCAUGCGUGUUGGGUUUUCUGCUUCUAAUGGGCAGGGCUCUUCAAUUCACAUUGUUGACAGAUGGAAAUUCAAGACUUUUGGGUCUCUUCCACCUGGGAUUCCUAUGGAUGCUGUUGAAGAAGGGGACUGUUUCAUGUGCUCUUCACCAGAAGAUUCAAGUAUCAACAGCAGCCCUGUUGAUCACUCUCAUGAAAGAAAAACAAAGAUGGUGGAGAUGGCUCUUGGGUUGGGAGGUUUAGCUGCAUUUCUCUUCUCUAUAUUUGCAUUUCUUUUUGUUAUUUGUUUUAUAUGUGUGAAGAAGAGAAAGGUCAUUGCCAGAAGGAGCCGAGAAGGCCAAAUUUGUAGAGUUGAGGCAAAAAGAGUUCCAACAAGUUUGUCACUUGCAGAGAUAAGAUCAGCUACAAUGGGAUUUAACCGAAACAGAGUUGUUGGGGAAGGGGCAUCAGCUAAGGUUUAUAAAGGGUCUCUGCCAUCCGGUGGAGAAGUGGCAGUCAAGAGGUUUGAGAGGGCUGAUAAGAUUGGUUGUCUGCGGAGUCCUUUUACUACUGAGUUUGCAACUAUGGUGGGUUGUUUGCGACACAAGAAUCUGGUUCAGCUUCAUGGAUGGUGCUGUGAGGGUAAUGAGUUAGUCCUGGUAUAUGAGCUCAUGCCAAAUGGAAGCCUUAACAAAAUUCUCCACAAAAGCUUCAAUUCCUCAGUUGUUCUAUCCUGGAAGCAAAGACUUAAUAUAGUUCUUGGAGUUGCUUCUGCUCUUGCAUACCUUCACGAGGAGUGUGAGAGGCAAAUAAUACAUAGAGAUGUUAAGACCUGCAACAUAAUGCUUGAUGCAGAUUUUAAUGCCAAACUUGGGGAUUUUGGUCUAGCAGAAGUGUACGAACAUAGUUCCAUUGCAAGAGACGCAACUAUACCAGCUGGGACAAUGGGAUAUCUUGCUCCUGAAUAUGUUUAUUCAGGUGUUCCAACUGUUAAAACUGAUGUUUAUAGCUUUGGUGUGGUGGUGUUAGAAGUGGCAACAGGGAGAAAGCCGGUGGAGGAUGAUGGAACAGUGGUUGUUGAUUGGGUUUGGGGCAUGUGGGAAAAUGGGAAACUGAUUGAAGCUGCUGAUCGGAGGUUGAUGGGGAAGUUCGAUAUGGUAGAGAUGGAAAGAACACUGAUGACUGGACUUGCUUGUGUGCACCCAAACCAUGUGAAGAGGCCAACCAUGAAGGAAGCAGCGAGGAUUCUUAAAGGCGAAGUGCCACUUCCUGUGUUGCCAGCAAGCAAACCAAGAGUGAACCUUAGGCCUGUUUUUCCUGAUGAUUCUGAAGAAAUCCCAAAUUUAUGUGGUCUUCGGCCCAGUCUUGAACUCGAUGAUGUACAAUAUUUGACCCCCAAGAGCCACUUUGGCAAAGAUUAG